AUGGGUGCCUACAAGUACCUUGAAGAGCUGUACAAGAAGAAGCAGAGCGAUGUACUCCGCUUCCUGUUGCGCGUCCGUUGCUGGGAGUACCGUCAAUUGAAUGUGGUCCACCGUGCAUCGCGUCCAUCGCGUCCAGACAAGGCGCGCCGUCUUGGUUACAAGUCGAAGCAGGGCUACGUUAUCUACCGUGUGCGUGUGCGCCGUGGUAACCGUAAGAAGCAUGCUCCGAAGGGUGCUACCUACGGUAAGCCAGUUCACCAGGGUGUGAACAAGCUCAAGCCACAGCGCUCGCUGCGCGCUCUUGCCGAAGAGCGCGUGGGCCGCAAGGUAUCGAACCUUCGCGUUUUGAACUCGUACUGGGUGAACCAGGAUGGUGUUUACAAGUACUUUGAGGUUAUUUGCGUUGACCCGCACCACAAGGCGAUUCGCCGCGAUGCCCGGAUCAACUGGAUUGUCGACGCUGUCCACAAGCACCGUGAAUGUCGCGGUCUCACAGGCGCUGGCAAGAAGAGCCGUGGUAUUGGCAAGGGUCACCGCUUCAACAACACAAUUGGCGGUGGUCGCAGUGCCGCGUACCGCAAGAGGCAGACACUCCAGCUGCGUCGCUACCGUUAA
This is a messenger RNA of Malassezia globosa CBS 7966, 615 nucleotides long. RefSeq lists its product as uncharacterized. The transcript has 2 exons. NCBI's taxonomy places the organism in Eukaryota, Fungi, Basidiomycota, Malasseziomycetes, Malasseziales, Malasseziaceae. Gene Ontology annotation, cellular component: ribosome; cytosolic large ribosomal subunit. Gene Ontology annotation, molecular function: structural constituent of ribosome; RNA binding. The coding region runs from base 1 to 615 and encodes 204 amino acids. Gene Ontology annotation, biological process: cytoplasmic translation. The record is from RefSeq and is a predicted model, not a curated record.